GUUGCCAAACACAGCCAUUCUUUGUUACCAAAAACAAUCAUAUGCCCGGGUAAAAUAGAUUAUAUCCGGAAUUCAAAUUGACCCCGUUUCUCAAUUCCCAAAUUAUAGGGUUUACAGUCUCUGUCGGUUCACUGGCGGGAUUGCGGCCAGUCGAGCUCGAGACGAGACGACACCAGGAGUACUUCUCGAGCUCUCUCGCGGUUUCGCCGCCGCUCUGCAGGUUGAUUUGUGCAUCACCUUGCUGCAUUUGGCCAACACGCCGAUCCGGUGUUGGGGUUUGACACUAAGAUGAGUUGCUUGAUGCAGAAACUUGAAGAUAUAUUGAAACAUUGCUGUUUGGCAUCUAUUGUGCAAUGAAAGACACUAAAAUAGGAGUUUCCUUGUCAUGUACAUUGGCCAGUUAAAUGUAGUUGCCACGUGUGGUCCAAGUUUUCUUCCAUUGUUAUGUCAGAAGCGUCAAGAGAUUUGGUUGCUCCAGCUGAACGCAAUAAAGUAGGACCAGAUCACUUCAAUUUCAGUGCACGUGAGGUAGCCGAGCUUCUAUCACAAGAUGAGGAUUUUCUGCCAUUUGUGGUUCAGACUACUGAAUUUGGAGGGAUACAUGGGGAGGCAAAAGACAGGGAUGUAACUAAGCAUUGCAAUAACAGUGAAGUUACUAAUGGCAUGACUGGUUCUGGUGCUUUGUUUAGUAAUGGUGUAGGAUCUGGGCUUUCUGAUUUCAGAAGAGAGAGGUUGAAGGCAUUGCUCAGGCAGAGUGUGUGUGCUCUCACUCAGGAAGUCGAUGAGAUUAUGGAUCCUGUUUUAGCUAUGCAUAAGAUACGAUCACAACUAAGAUACAAAAAGCAUAAAUCAAGUCGUUCAGGGUCAGUAUUUGAUGUCGAUGCAGGCGGAUUUCCUCAGAAGAAGCUUAGGAUGUCAUCCUCAACUGGCAUUCCUGUUCAUGCUAGUCCUGUCGAUUUUGAAACUAAUAGAGAGGAAAGGGAGCCUCUUCUGGAUUCAAGCAUGGCGACAGAGAAAGAAAAUGGAGAAAUAAGAGUUAAUGAUGAUUUGAAGUUCCUGUUAGAGAAUGAUAGCUCGCAGGUUGAGGGAACAAUGAAGAAAUACUCUGAUGAACUAUCAGCAACACUAAAGCACAUGGAACAGCAACUUGAAGAACUGCUUGAUACUGUGAUGUCCAGAUGCAGGCCAAUGACCCUUACCGAGAAGCAACAGCUUCGGAACCUGAUUCAGAACUUACCUCCGAGAAACCUCGAUCGGGUUGUGGAAAUAAUCCAACACAGUAAACCAGCAGAAACACAUUCUUGUGAAGAAAUCCACGUUGAUCUGGAAAAGGAGGAUGAUGCAACCCUUUGGCGAUUGUAUUACUAUAUUAAAGCAGUUGAAAGUGCUGGAAAACACUCGCUGUAAGCCAUCAUCAAUGAAUCCUAGGUGAAGGAAUCAGCAACACAAGGCUGCUCUGUGGGGUUAAUCCCUUUUGUCAAAUCGUGAUAGGCUUUUGCACUAUUGAAAGCAUCUAAAAAGAGCUUUACUAGCCCUUUUAUCAAGUGUUCUGGAGUUCUUAUUGAAAGGAAAUAGCAGCCAUUCAGCAUUGUAAGACAGUACUUCCAUUCAGAUCGAACUGUUGUCACGACAUUAUGAGCACCAAGAGCAGAAAGAGCAUACUUUUUUAGGUAUUGUUUUACUAUGAAGAGGAAGUGUGCCCUAGAUUACUUUUUGAUGGACUCGGGGCACAAAGUUUUAUGCAAAAAAUAUAGGUAUCGGCUACUUUUUUGUACUGAUUUGUACAACUGUAAAUUUUUGUACAUUUGAAUGCCGUGCCCAUCAUCACACACCCUCAGUUGGAACUAGAUCAUUAGAUUUCAGGUUGUUGUAACGUGCAAACCCGCAAGGCUGCAGCCCGAGCCAGACUUUCAUGUAGACUUCCACAAUUCAAUACAUAAUGUCAGUUCAACGGCUGCUUCA
Malania oleifera is the source of this 1962-nucleotide messenger RNA. RefSeq lists its product as uncharacterized. The coding region runs from base 445 to 1407 and encodes 320 amino acids. The record is from RefSeq and is a predicted model, not a curated record. Lineage: Eukaryota; Viridiplantae; Streptophyta; Magnoliopsida; Santalales; Ximeniaceae. The transcript has 9 exons.